UUGUUCAUUGAGGUUUCGUUUCCUACAUAAGAGAUGAUCUUACUCAGCUUUUGCUCAGCCCGAAAUAUAUAUCUGACGGAUCCAAACCCAAAUUUCGUUACAAAUACCUUAAAGAAAUGAUUCUCUUAUAUCUUGUAAAUAAUGUACAAAUUUUCAUACUAUUGCAAGCUUUAAGAUGUAUCGAAAAAGGAAUAAAUAAGGAAGUAAAGUUGAUUUUAAGAGAAGAUAAAAAAAAAUUAAUAGAAUAUAAUUGGAAUGAUAAUUAUACUCAUGGAAAAAUUGUUUCAAUUAAAGAGAGUAUUUGAGCGUCAAAAUAUAUUUUUUAAAAAAUUUCAUGAUGAUAUUUCCAUAUCAACAAAAAUAACUCGAGAACUUACUUCUCUUAAUUCAAAUAAUGAAAUUAACUUGCAAUCAAGCUGGCACAGCAGUUGGGGAUUACUAAAAAAUGAUGAUAAAGAGUUAAUUAUCAAAUUUCAUAUUAAUGAUGAAAUUCGAAUUUUUCUUUUUGAUAACUUUCAAAUUGAAAUACGAAGAAUUUAUUACAGUAUCUAGUCAUGAAGAAUUUAA
Molecule: messenger RNA, 567 nt
Organism: Rhizophagus irregularis DAOM 181602=DAOM 197198
Lineage: Eukaryota; Fungi; Glomeromycota; Glomeromycetes; Glomerales; Glomeraceae
Source: RefSeq, a predicted model, not a curated record